Parastagonospora nodorum SN15 is the source of this 1410-nucleotide messenger RNA. RefSeq lists its product as hypothetical. Gene Ontology annotation, cellular component: cytoplasm. The coding region runs from base 1 to 1410 and encodes 469 amino acids. The record is from RefSeq and is a predicted model, not a curated record. The transcript is spliced from 3 exons. Gene Ontology annotation, molecular function: oxidoreductase activity. NCBI's taxonomy places the organism in Eukaryota, Fungi, Ascomycota, Dothideomycetes, Pleosporales, Phaeosphaeriaceae.
AUGCCUCCCUCGCCGCACGUUUCGAAACCCUUUCCGGUGGGAAAUGCCGUGCCCUCGUAUUGGCGGAACGAAAUAGGGUCAAUCGACACUCAUCGCAGUACUGCGAAACUCCCCGCAGAGGUAGAGGUUGUGGUCAUCGGUGCUGGCUAUACUGGAGCGUCCAUCGUGCAUCACUUGCUCGAAGAAACAACGGGUGUAGGUCGUCCUACACCAUCAAUCCUCAUCCUUGAGGCUCGCGAAGCUUGCUCAGGUGCCACAGGCCGCAAUGGCGGUCACUUGAAGCCAGAUCCCGUUUUGCGAGCUGCUAGCGUACUCGACACCCAUGGCAAAGAGGUUGCGGAGCAUGUGGCCUCGUUCGAAGCGCGCCAGAUUGGUGCGAUAAGGGAACUCGUUGCGCGAGAGAACAUUGAAUGCGACUUUGAAGAGACCAGAGUUGUAGAUGUCUGUUUGUAUUCACAAGGCCAACAUCGAAUGAAAGCAGCGAUCGAUAAAACCACAAGAGCGGGUAUUUCCACAGCAAAAACGGUAAACUACACCUCUGGUGCAAAAGCUGAAGAGAUAUCUGGCGUGCGGGGAGCCAUGUCUUGUCAUACAUACAACGCCGCGCGUUUGUCUCCAUACCGACUCGUUACGCGCCUUCUGGAACAAGCAGUGACCUCGGGAGUAAACUUACAAACCUUUACGCCAGCCACGAAGGUUGAAGCAAGAGGAUCAGACGCUACGGAUCAACUCUGGCUCGUAACGACGCCGCGCGGCUCUAUCACAGCACGAACUGUCAUUUAUGCUACGAAUGGUUAUACUGCAGCAUUGGUACCAGAGGUCAGAGAAAAGAUCGUGCCAGUAAGAGGAAUGGUCGCACGGCUCGCUGGACCGGCGUUGUCGAGGAUGAAAGACAGCUACAUGAUGCGCUUCUCAGACUACGAAUAUGACUACAUGAUUCCACGUCCGGAUGGUAGCAUCGUCUUGGGCGGAGGAAGGCGUGAUUAUUUCGAAAAUUUGAACGAGUGGUUCAACGUGUCGGACGAUAGCAGGUUGAUGGAAGGCGCGCGAGGAUACUUCGACGGGUACAUGCAGCGGCAUUUUCAUGCAUGGGAAGGUAGCGAAUUCUCUACGGAAGAGAUUUGGACUGGCAUCAUGGGCUAUUCCAACGAUGACUUCCCAUACGUCGGUGCUGUUCCCGAGAAGACAGGCCAGUACAUGUGUGCAGGCUUCACUGGGCAUGGGAUGCCACAAAUAUUUCUCGCAGCGAAAGCUCUAACGUCCAUGAUCCUCACUCGAGAUUCCGAGGACGUGGAUUUACCUCUGCCCUAUCGAAUAUCCCAAGAAAGGUGGCUAGAGAGAAAACCUCAUGCUGCCCUCAAAAUGUGGCAGAAAACAUUCGACCUGGGAGGCGCCCAAGCAAGGCUAUGA